CAAGGAUCAAAUCAUAAACAAAACUGAAUUUUCCUGUACAGACUAAGUAAAGGUUGGAUGAGUCACAUUAUACGUACAAAUGCGCUCGCGUGUCGCGAAAGGAAAGCGUGUAUAAUUCUCCAAGUUAUAGGUGCGCAAAUUUGACUGUACAAACUUAUGCACUUGAUAAAUAGUACUUAUAAUUUUUUGUAACAUUAAAUUAUCCAGUAAUAGUCAAUAAAAAUAUUAGAUAUUAAAAUAAAUUAUAAAUUUUUUUCGAUGAUCUAAUACAGUAACAAUACUUUUUUAAUAAAAUAAGACAUAUAUAUUUUAUAAAAAAAUAAUAUUUAUAUGUACAUAUGCAUUUUGUGCCAGAAAUUUAGAUACUGUUUGAAGAAAAUUGCUAUUGUGGACGUCACGUUAGAAAGAUUGGGAACAACGAUAAAUAAUCGACAGCUAUGUACAAAAACAGUAUGGCUUGUCUUAGGAUGGUUUGCGUUAGUUGUAUUAAUAAAUUGUGUGCAUGCCCUACAUGUACAAUAUACUUAUCAUUAUAACAUUUUAACCGGUAUCUGUAUUUCUAUUAUGAUAAACUUUUGUUCUCAUAUUAAUUUCAUCGACGAUUUGACUAUUGCAAGUAUUCUUGGAUAUAUAGGAUUAAAGUUCGACCAAAUUAAUAUACAUAUUCAAAAUUUACCUAGCAAUAAUAAGCAAGCAAUAAAGCAAGCUUGGGAUAAUAUCUUGUUGAAUUCACCCCAAUGCACACAUUCAAAAACUCUUUGCAGUAAACGAGUAAUAUGGAUUGUAAUGCAUCUUCAUUUAGAAUUAUGUAAAUUAUCUCGUGAAAUAAGUUCAAUAUUCGGAAUACAAAUGACUAUCAAAAUGGGAUUAUAUUUUGGUUUUAUGGCGAUAAACCUGUCUGAACUUUUCAAUGUAAUAUUUAUUAAGAAUUAUGUUACAAGUCACAGCACUAAAUUACAAACCAUUGGAUAUAUUUGUAUUCAAAUAACUUGGUUUUUUCAUAAUGUUUUAAAACUUUUUUUUAUUAAUUACGUAUAUGAAAAAAUUAGCACAAAGGCAAAUGCAACAAAAAUAUUUGUGACAAGAAUAUUAUAUUCUACAUGCGACGUCGAAAUCAAUAAACAUUUAACACAAUUAUUGCUACAAAUAACUCAAUCGCCACUUAAAAUUUACGGACUUGGUUUAUUUCAAUUUGGCUACGAAUUUCUUUACGGGUUCAUAACUUCUUUUACCACAGUUUUAGUUAUAUUAAUACAGGCGCAUACAGAUAAAUAAACAUAUAUUAAGAAAUAAAGUUAAUGUACAGAUGAAAAUAUAUUUAAUAUAAGCACUAAGAAAUAAAUAAUAUAUAAUAUAUACAUGAUGCAUCUUUUCUAAAUACAAUUUUGACUACUAUACGUACUAUUAACAAUUGAUACCUUUUUCAAUAAUUACAACAAAAUAAAAGACUAAAACUUUUUACUUUUAUAUUAAAUGUUUUAUCAAACUCAUCAACUCUAUUCUCUUUUUAUUCAAUAUUAUACAAGUUUUGAUACAAGUUAUUCCUUUCAUGAAACAAUUAUUUUUAUUAACAAUAUAAUUGUUUCAUGUAACAAUUGUUUCAAUUAUGUGUUACAACGAAUAAUGUUAUUACUUCAAUACUAGAGUAACAUUUUGUAAUAAUUUUCUAUAAAUAUAUUUUUUUCAUUUAGUAUAACAUUGUGCUAGAAACUAAUUUUCCAUUAAUAUUAAUUAAUAUACAUAUACUUUCUCAUAAUUCUUGAUAAUAUAUUUUCAGGCGUGUAUUAUACAUAUAUAGUAUAAAUGUUUUAUGCGAACAUAAAACAUUAAAAAUAUAAGAAAAUUAUAAAUAAUAUUAACAUUUUUGUUAUAUAUGUAAACAAAAAUCGUCAAUAGGUCUUUUAAAUCGGCCCUUUAUUUCUUGAAAACUAACAUUACACUGUAUUAAUAAUAAUAAAAACAUGAUCUACUUAGAAAGUUAAAAAAAUAAAACAAUAAAUAAUAAAAAAUGCUGUUUUUAGUCAAAGCAGAUUUGGUGUUAAUAAUAAUUUUACAUAGGAAAGACACCAAUACUGGCACACUACUUUGUUUUUUAAUAUUUCUUAGAAACUAAAAAAUAAACUUUUAAAAUAUAAAUGUAGACGAAAAAGUCUUAUAUAAGA
Messenger RNA from Monomorium pharaonis (pharaoh ant), 2162 nucleotides. RefSeq lists its product as uncharacterized. The coding region runs from base 331 to 1275 and encodes 314 amino acids. The transcript is spliced from 6 exons. Gene Ontology annotation, biological process: sensory perception of taste. NCBI's taxonomy places the organism in Eukaryota, Metazoa, Arthropoda, Insecta, Hymenoptera, Formicidae. Gene Ontology annotation, cellular component: membrane. The record is from RefSeq and is a predicted model, not a curated record.